CCUAGGCAACACCAACCGCCGUCCGCCACCACAAACUGCGGUAUUAAAAAAAAAUUGGUUCUUUGUUUUUUAUUUGUAAUAAAAAGUUGUUAAAAAAUUAACAAAUUGUUAAUCAAUUCAUCUUACUAAUUAAAAGAUAAAAUUAAAUCUCAUCAAAAUGCCAACAGCCAGCCAAUACGUGAUUUGUCCACUUGAUGAAAGUCAUAGAAUAUUGAAGCACCGAAUGCAACCACAUCUUUUAAAAUGUGAAAGACAACAUGACAUGUCCAAGAAGUCAAAGUGUCCAUACAACAUAACACACAUCGUUGACACAAUUGUCUUUCCUCAUCAUCUUGAGACUUGUCCAGAUGCAAAGAGUGUUCAUGAAUACGCUUACACUACUGAUGAAAAACCAUUGGCUGGUAUACUUUCAUUGGAAACCAUCAUGAAAGAACGAAAAAAUAUUGACUUUGGUGAUGAAAAUUGGGACACUAAAAGAGUUGGACCAGGUUACGAUCCCAGUAAAACAAUUGAGGAUAAAUCUGUAUUUCGACAUUUGGCUGUUGCAUCAAAAAGUGAAAGAAAAGCUUUUCGUGAAGCUGAACGUAAACGUCAUGCUAAAUUAGAAGUUACAAAUGUCGUUCCACCAUCACGUCAUCAUUCAAUGUUAAAAUACAACAACAAAUCUUCAUCGUCUCUUGGUGGAUCAGCUUUUCAAAUAAAUGAACCAUUGAGACGUCCAAUUUCCGAAUCGAAAACAAUGUCUUUGGAAAAUUUAUCAAUGGGUGCAAUCAGAAAACAAAUGGUCUUGGCAUCACAACAAAAUUUACCAAGUACAACAAGUAUUGCUGAAGAAGAUCCACAUCAUGAUAAUCAAUUAAAAAGCAAUAAUAACAGCACUAUUAAUAUUAUUGCUAAAAAUUUACAAAGUAUUAAAUUGAAUGAUCAAAAAGCUAAUGAAAAAAAAUUUGAUAAUGAUUUUCCAAGACUUGGACGUGUUACACAACAUUUUGAAAAUGAUGCAAAACAAUUUCCUGCUAUUGGACGUGGAACUUCAUUUAAAAGUUUGACCAGAAUACCUGGUGAUACAUCAUCAGCACGUGGUGUUUCUUCAGCUUGGUCAUCAGCAAAAGUUAUUAAUUAUUAAACUUU
Molecule: messenger RNA, 1131 nt
Organism: Aphidius gifuensis
Lineage: Eukaryota; Metazoa; Arthropoda; Insecta; Hymenoptera; Braconidae
Exons: 4
Coding region: 158-1126 (322 amino acids)
Source: RefSeq, a predicted model, not a curated record